AUGCCCGUUUUGGAGCAGUUUAAGAACUUCAUCAGGCACGGAAAGGCAGCUCGGGAAGCGCCAGAAGGUUUGAGCAACGACGCCUCUGCAGGUCCGUCGAUCCAAGUUCAUCCCACCGACAGCUCCUCUUCUUCCAGGAAUCAGUCUUCCGUCAACCAGACCGGAUUCGCUCCUCAGGACAAAGCAUUACCCGUUCCCGCAACAACUUCACAAGCCCACGCCGCCGCUCCCAUUCCCGUCGUCGCAUCGGCAACAGCCUCUUCAUCUUCGCAGCAACCACAGUCAACAGCUUCUCAGUCACAGCAGGCCCGCGAUAUGAAGCAAUCAUCCAACGGCAACCACCUCAGCGUGCCCGCCGCCGGCACUUCGAAGGGCGCCACUGCAAACGAGCAGUACCAACGUGAGGCAGAGCGCAUCGUUGCCGAAGAGCGCGAGGCAUCCGAAAAGAUGCCCUACUACGAAGGUCUUAGCGAGCGAUUCCAGCUCAUCAAGAAGAUGGGAGACGGUGCCUUCUCCAACGUCUACAAAGCAAGAGAUCGUCAGACUGGCCAGAAAGUUGCCAUCAAGGUUGUCCGCAAGUAUGAGAUGAAUAGCAACCAGGAUCGACUUGACCCUAACUUCAGAAAGAAGAACCGCGUCACAGAGCGCGCAAACAUCCUCAAGGAGGUCCAGAUCAUGCGAAACCUCAAACACGAAGGUAUUGUCGAGCUCAUCUCCUUCUCCGAGUCUCGCGAGCACUACUUCUUGGUGCUUGAGCUCAUGGAGGGAGGCGAACUCUUCCACCAAAUUGUCAAGCUCACGUACUUCAGUGAGAGCCUCGCCCGCCAUGUCAUCCUGCAAGUCGCUCACGCCAUCCGAUACUUGCACGAGGAGCGCGGUGUCGUUCACCGUGAUAUCAAGCCUGAAAACUUGCUCUUCGAGUCGAUCAAGAUCAUUCCCUCCAAGCAGCCCAUCCAGCGUCCCUACGAUGAAGAGAAGGAGGACGAGGGAGAGUUCAUGCCUGGCAUUGGCGGUGGUGGAAUCGGACGAGUCAAGCUCGCCGACUUUGGUCUCAGCAAAGUCGUCUGGGAGGAGAGCACGAUGACACCAUGUGGUACUGUCGGUUACACAGCACCCGAGAUCGUCAAGGACGAGCGAUACUCGAAGUCGGUCGACAUGUGGGCGCUCGGAUGUGUUUUGUACACAUUGCUUUGCGGUUUCCCACCUUUCUACGACGAGUCGAUUUCAGUGUUGACAGAGAAGGUCGCCAAGGGAUACUAUACCUUCUUGAGUCCAUGGUGGGAUGACAUUAGCUCCUCUGCCAAGGACUUGAUCACACACUUGCUGUGUGUUGACCCUCGACAGCGAUACACCAUUGACGAGUUCCUGCGUCACCCAUGGUGCAAUGUCAAGGAUCCCAUCUCUAACCUCGAUUCUGCCGAUAUUACCCUCGCCAAGGCAUCCGAGAUGCCACACGAUUCGCCACUCUUGGCCGCCAUGAAGACGGGCAAUUCAGCUCGAAAUGCGAUGAUGUCGCCCGGGAUCAACCGUCUCAAGGAAGCUUUCGAUGUCACCUACGCCGUCCAUCGAAUGGAAGAGGAAGGUGCAAGGAAGCGUGCUGGCGGCAACAUCCCUCUCGGUGAGCUGAACGAAGAAGACGAGAGCGACGAAGCCGAUGAAGCCCGCCGAAAGUACGGCGAUGCAACGGGUGAAGCCAUCGAGAAGCAACGAGGUGCUCGUGACCACAACGACAGCAGCUCUGCAGCUCGUUCGCAAGCCGCCGCACAAUCGCGUCAACACCACCAGCAACAGCAAGCACAGUCAACACAACAGCAACAGUACCAAGGUCGGGGUGGUGCCGACCGUCGUCUUGCCGAAGCCGCACUCUACGAUGGUCGUGCAGGCCCGCGAGAUCGUGGUCAGAACUCGAACCGCAAGCGCGGAUUUGAGCUCAACAUGGGCAAUGCUACGUUGUUGGGCCGUAGGAACAAGGCUCAGGGCAGUGUGACGCCGAGGUUGGAUAACUUGGGUAAACCGAUCAUUGAUGGUGCUCAUGCUGCAGGUAUUGUUCCUGGCAGUCCUAUGCGUGUAGACUGA
Ustilago hordei is the source of this 2076-nucleotide messenger RNA. RefSeq lists its product as uncharacterized. The coding region runs from base 1 to 2076 and encodes 691 amino acids. The record is from RefSeq and is a predicted model, not a curated record. Gene Ontology annotation, biological process: protein phosphorylation; mitotic DNA damage checkpoint signaling. The transcript is spliced from 4 exons. Gene Ontology annotation, cellular component: nucleus. Gene Ontology annotation, molecular function: ATP binding; protein serine/threonine kinase activity. Lineage: Eukaryota; Fungi; Basidiomycota; Ustilaginomycetes; Ustilaginales; Ustilaginaceae.